ACCGCAAAGUGUCUACUGUUUAAAAGAAAGGGACUUCUCCCUCCCUCUCUCUCUCUUCCUCUCAUUCCCUCUCUCAGCAUCAGCAGACAUACACUGGCUGGAUGGAGCACUCUCACUGAGCGCUAAGAGACGGGGGGAAUGACAGGACUGUCAUCUGUCUAAAGAAAAUUAAAUAGCACUUCAAGAGUUCCUGAUGUUUUUAACCUUUCGUUUGGCAACACAUCGCAGUUCCCUAGACGGAGACACAUCUCUGAGCCUGUAGAGGAGGAUUGGUCUCACUAAGGAUCAAACCCACAUCUCCAGUAUCUUAAAACAGUUUGAACAAUCCCAGUAAGAAGAGUCAAAGAGCAAAUCAUCAUGGGGAUGCCAGGCCUGUUACUGGCCUGUAUGGCAGUAGCCAUGUUAGUUCAUCUCUCUAGUGCUGGUCUGGUAAAAAGAGUAAUUAGACACAGAAGAGAAUCACUGUCACCGACCACUGAGAACUUGACCCUCCCAAGUCCUGAUCAGCCUGUGGUUUUCAAUCAUGUAUACAACAUCAAUGUUCCCUCUGGGUCCCUGUGCUCCGUGGACUUGGAUUCACCUGGAACAACACCAGUGAAGCCAAAACCGGCCAAUGUGCAGUCUGACCAACACAUAGAACACACCAUGGACGGAGAGAAUCAGAUUGUUUUCACGCAUAGGAUUAACAUUCCUAAGAAAGCUUGCGGUUGUGAUAACCACAUGCCUGACCUGAAGGAUCUUCUGAACAGGCUGGAAAUGCUGGAGGCAGAGGUGUCCAGUCUAAGAGAGCAGUGCACCAGUGGAACAGGCUGCUGUGGUGCUCAGGUUACAGCAGGUGAAGUCACAACCAAACCCUACUGCAGUGGCCGUGGAAACUACAGCACUGAGUCCUGCAGCUGUGUGUGUGAGCCUGGUUGGAAGGGAGUCAACUGCUCUGAGCCAGAAUGCCCUAACUUUUGCCAGGAUCAAGGCCGCUGUGAAGAUGGCAAGUGCAUCUGCUUCGAGGGCUUCGGCGGUGAGGACUGCAGCACCGAGCUGUGCCCUGUGGACUGUGGUGAGAAUGGAGAAUGCAUCGAUGGGGCUUGCAUCUGUGCUGAGGGCUUCAUCGGUGAGGACUGCAGUUUUACCAACUGCCUAAACAACUGCCUCGGCAGGGGGCGCUGUGUGGAUGACGAAUGUGUAUGUGACGAGCCUUGGACAGGCUUUGACUGCUCUGAGCUCAUCUGUCCCAAAGACUGCUACGACCGUGGCCGCUGUGACAAUGGAACCUGUUAUUGUGAAGAGGGCUUUACUGGGGAGGACUGUGGGGAGCUUACCUGCCCCAAAAAUUGCAAUCACCGUGGCAGGUGCGUGAAUGGACAGUGCGUCUGCAACAUUGGCUACAGCGGAGAUGACUGCUCCAGGCUAACCUGCCUCAAUGACUGCAAUCAGAGAGGGCACUGCUUCAAUGGGAAGUGCAUAUGUGAUCCUGGGUUCGAGGGUGAGGACUGCAGCAUUCUUUCCUGCCCUGAAAACUGCAAUGACAGGGGACAGUGCAUCAACGGUGAGUGUAUUUGUGAUGAUGGAUAUGAAGGUGACGACUGCUCUGAGCUUUCUUGCCCCAAUAACUGUCACGAUCGCGGCCGAUGCGUCAAUGGGAAGUGCAUUUGCAAAGUUGGCUUUACCGGAGAAGACUGCAACAUCAAGACCUGUCCCCAUGACUGCCAUGGACACGGAGAGUGUGUGGACGGGAAAUGCAUUUGCCAUAAUGGCUUUGCUGGAGAACACUGUGGCAUCAAGACCUGUCCCCAUGACUGCCAUGGACACGGAGAGUGUGUGGACGGCAAAUGCAUUUGCCACAAUGGCUUUGCUGGAGAACACUGUGGCAUCAAGACCUGUCCCCAUGACUGCCAUGGACACGGAGAGUGUGUGGACGGCAAAUGCAUUUGCCACAAUGGCUUUGCUGGAGAACACUGUGGUAUCAAGACCUGUCCCCAUGACUGCCAUGGACACGGAGAGUGUGUGGACGGCAAAUGCAUUUGCCACAAUGGCUUUGCUGGAGAACACUGUGGCGUCAAGACCUGUCCCCAUGACUGCCAUGGACACGGAGAGUGUGUGGACGGCAAAUGCAUUUGCCACAAGGGCUUUGCUGGAGAACACUGUGGCAUCAAGACCUGUCCCCAUGACUGCCAUGGACAUGGAGAGUGUGUGGAUGGCAAAUGCAUUUGCCAUGAUGGCUUUGCUGGAGAACACUGUGGCAUCAAGACCUGUCCCCAUGACUGCCAUGGACAUGGGCAAUGUGUGGACGGCAAAUGCAUUUGCCAUGAUGGUUUUGCUGGUGAAGAUUGCAGCAUCAAAACAUGUCCCAAUGACUGCCAUGAGCGCGGAAAGUGCGUGGAUGGCAAGUGCAUUUGCCAUGAUGGUUUUGCUGGUGAAGAUUGCAGCAUCAAAACAUGUCCCAAUGACUGCCAUGAGCGUGGACAGUGUGUGGAUGGCAAGUGCGUUUGCGAUGAUGGUUUUGCUGGAGAAGACUGCAGCAUCAAAACCUGUCCCAAUGAUUGUCAUGAGCGUGGACAGUGUGUGGACGGCAAGUGUGUUUGUCAUGUUGGUUUUACAGGCCAUGAUUGCAGCGAAUUGACUUGCCCCAAUGACUGCCAUAACAGAGGACUUUGUGUAAAUGGCCAAUGUGUGUGUAACAGCGGGUUCACUGGGGAGGACUGUGGUACAAAGACGUGCCCCAACAACUGUCUGGACCGUGGCUACUGUGAAGAUGGAAAGUGUGUCUGCUCCGAGGGCUACACCGGUGAAGACUGCUCUGUUCUCACCUGCCCAGCAAACUGCAAUGAUCAAGGCCAAUGUCUGAAUGGAAUGUGCAUAUGUGAUUUAGGCUUCACUGGCGACGACUGCUCUGAAAUCUCCCCACCCAGAGACCUGACUGUGACUGAGGUCGAUCCAGAAACAGUGGACGUUGCCUGGGUCAAUGAGAUGCUUGUGACGGAGUAUCUUAUCACCUAUGUGCCUACGACUCCAGGCGGUUUAGAGAUGGAAAUGAGAGUUUCCGGUGAAAAGAAGACAGCCACUAUUAGUGAUCUCGAGCCUGGCAUAGAGUACCUAAUCAGUGUCUUUGCUGUCCUGAACAGCAAGAUGAGCGUCCCUGUCAGUGCCAGAAUAGCCACACAUCUUCCUGAACCUGAGGGUCUGAAAUUCAAAUCGGUUAGAGAGUCCUCAGUGGAGGUUGAAUGGGACCCCUUGAACAUCCCGUUUGAUGGCUGGAACCUCAUCUUCAGAAACACAAAAGAAGAGGAUGGAGAGAUUUUGAACUCUCUCACCGCUCCUGAGACCACCUUUGAGCAGUCUGGUCUUGGACCUGGACAAGAGUAUGAAGUCAAGCUUGAGGUGGUAAAGAACAACACUCGUGGACCACCAGCCAGCAAGAACGUUGUCACAAUGAUUGAUGCUCCCAGUCAGGUGGAUGUGCGUGAUGUGACAGACAGUACAGCCCUUAUAACCUGGUUUCAGCCUGUAGCUCAGGUGGAUGGGAUCUCUGUGUCCUAUGGUCCAAUCACAGAUAUAGACAGGAAAAAAAUCGAGCUUUCCUCCAUGGAUACCCAGUACCAUCUGGCUGAGCUGAACCCUGACACCGAGUAUGAGGUCUCUCUCAUGGCCCGCAGGGGAGAGUUGACCAGCUUUCCGGUCUCGGAGACCUUCACAACAGACCUUGAUGCCCCCAGCAACCUCAAGGCAGUUGAACAGACAGAUGAGAGCAUAACUCUGGAGUGGAAAAACAGCAUAUCUGAUGUCCUCAAUUACCGCGUCAAAUACGGCCCACUUUCUGGAGGGGAGCACGGAGAACUGGUCUUCCCCAGCGGCCCGCAAGAUACCACUCAGGCUAAAAUCACUGGCCUUAGGCCCGGGACAGAGUAUGGAAUGGGUGUGACGUCAAUCAAAGAAGAGCGUGAGAGUAUGCCUGCUACAACCAAUGCUGUGACUGAUAUUGACUCUCCCAAAGACCUUGAAGUAAGUGAAACCACAGAGACCACAUUGGUACUGGUUUGGAGUAGGCCGGUCGCCAAAAUCGACAACUAUGUGCUAGUCUUUACAUCUGCGGAUGGCACAGAAACUGAAUUGGAGGUACCUCUUACUGUCAAUACCUACACCCUGACUGACCUGAAUCCUGGAAUGCUGUACACCAUCAGUCUAUCUGCCAAGAGAGGAAGAAAGAUGAGUGCGCCAGCCACUCUGUCAGCAUCCACAGAUGAAGAGAAGCCUCAGGUGGGCAACAUCACCAUCUCUGAUGUGUCCUGGGACAGCUUCAGUAUGUCCUGGGAGCUGGACAGAGGAGAGGUUGAGAGCUUUCUGGUUGAAGUAUCUGACCCAGAUGGCUUAUCUGAUGGUCAGAACCACACUUUAUCCAGUCAGGAGUUCAGCCUGGCUGUCACUGACCUCUCCCCUAGUACUUUCUACAGGGUCACACUGUAUGGGCUGUACAAGGGAGAGCUCUUAGAUCCUGUCUUUGCUGAAGCCAUCACAGAAGCUGAACCUGAAGUGGAGCAUCUCUCGGUCUCAGACAACACCCCGCACAGCUUUAAACUGACAUGGACUGCACCCGACGGCAUCUUUGAUACAUUCACUAUCAAAGUCGGGGAUUCUAACGGCCUGGGUCAACCUCUCCAGUUCAGUGUGUCUGGAGACAAGCGAACAGAAGCGGUGACAGGUCUCAAAGAAGAUACGGAGUAUGACAUCGAGCUCUUUGGAAUCAUUUUGGGACGGAAAUUCAAGCCCCUUUUGUCUGUAGCACGAACAGGUCUGGGAACACCCAAGGAGAUACGCUUUUCUGAUGUGACUGAUACAUCAGCCACUGUUCACUGGACUUUGCCCCGUACCCAUGUAGACAGCUACCGGGUCACCUAUGUGCCCAUUCAGGGUGGCAGCCCUAUGACACUGAGAGUAGAUGGAGGAGAGUCUCAAGCCAUGCUGCCUAAUCUGACACCUGGAGUGACCUACCAGGUCACUGUCAUCGCUGUGAAGGGCUUGGAGGAGAGUGAACCAGGAUCUGAUAGAGUCACGACAGCCCUGGAUAAACCACGAGGUCUGACAGCAGUCAACAUCACCGACACUGAAGCUCUGCUGCUGUGGCAGCCGUCCAUUGCUACUGUGGAUGGAUAUGUCAUCACUUACAGCGCAGACAGUGUGGCUCCAGUGAUGGAACGGGUGUCUGGGAACACUGUGGAGUUUGAGAUGAGCUCCCUCACACCUGCCACCCUGUACACUGUUAAAGUUUAUGCUGUCAGAGAAGCAGCCAAGAGCGCUGCAACCAGCACAGAGUUCACCACAGAUGUCGAUGCCCCUCAGAAUCUGGCUGCCAGUAAUAUUCAAACAGAAAGUGCUAUGUUGACAUGGAAGCCACCAAGAGCAGACAUCAGUGGGUACAUCCUCAGCUUUGAGUCUGCUGAUGGCAUUGUCAAGGAGGUUGUCCUUAGCCCCACGGCAACAUCUUACAGCAUGACUCAGCUGACUUCCUCCACUGAGUACACAGUCAGACUGCAGGCCAUCGCUGGGCCAAAGAGAAGCAAAAUCAUCUCGACAGUCUUCUCCACCAUUGGAGUGCUAUACAAGCAUCCUAAAGACUGUUCGCAGACUCUGUUAAACGGAGAAACAACCUCAGGCCUGUACACUGUUUACCUGCGUGGAGACGAGAGUCAGCCUCUGCAAGUCUACUGUGAUAUGACCACUGAUGGAGGCGGCUGGAUUGUGUUUGUGAGACGACAGAGCGGUAAAGUGGAGUUUUUCAGAAACUGGAAGAACUACACUGCAGGCUUCGGUGACCUGAAUGAUGAAUUCUGGUUGGGUCUCUCUAACCUCCAUAAGAUCACCUCCUCUGGGCAGUAUGAGCUGCGUGUGGACCUCAGAGAUAAGGGCGAGUCUGCAUAUGCGCAGUAUGACAAGUUUUCAGUCUCAGAACCACGCAGUCGCUACAAAGUGCAUGUUGGAGGAUACAGCGGCACUGCAGGUGACUCAAUGACGUAUCACCACGGCCGUCCAUUCUCGACCUACGAUAAUGACCAUGAUAUAGCUGUCACCAACUGUGCUCUGUCUUACAAGGGAGCUUUCUGGUAUAAAAACUGUCAUCGAGUGAAUAUAAUGGGACGAUAUGGAGACAACAGUCAUAGCAAGGGUGUAAACUGGUUCCACUGGAAGGGUCACGAGCACUCUAUCGAGUUUGCAGAGAUGAAGAUCAGGCCCGCCAACUUCAGGAAUUUUGAGGGAAGGAGAAAGCGAUCGUAAACCAAUGCGCUCCAGCUCGAACCAAGCAACCCUCCACUGCUGACCACUUGUCCCUUGUUUCUCCUGCAUCAUCUCAUCCCCUUCAUCUACCAAAGUCACUGCCAGGAGCCCAGCCUGCUCUUCACCCCCCACCCCCACCCCCAUUCAAACCUACAGUCCAUACACAGUUGUGUGUGUACCACUUCUGUGCAUGUCAGUCUGACAGUGAACCAAUAGACUCAUAGUGAAGUGUUUAACAUUACACACUGUGCCUGUACAUCAUAAGCACACCAAAGACAGACAGUCCAGUAACACCUAUACGAUACAAUGCCUACGGAGAGGAGAUUUUGAGUUUGGCUUGGUGCUUUCCAGUUUAAAAAAUUAUAAUAUUAUUAUUUCUGUAUAUCCCAUACAGUUACAGUGGGAAGAGUUGAAUGUUUGUGUGUGGUAUUUUUGCUUCAGAGCAUCUUCCCUAGCUAGGCUGUGAAUUAGCCUCAAUAAUUAUUUAUCCUUUAACUUCUCAAUUGGGGCGAGAAGUUUAAUGGCACAUGGUAAAACUCAGCAUUUAAAAUGCAGAACUGCAAAAAAAUAAAAUAUCUAGUGGGGAGGCUCAGAGAUUUUUUUUUUUAUUUUUUUUUCAUCUCUUUUGUCAGUCUGUGACAAAUCUAAGUACCCAUGCUCUCUGUUUUCUCUCUCCCACAACUCAUGCAUUCAUCAGUUCUGAAGUGGCACAUUUCUGGAACCGAUACAUACACAGUACUGUUAAGUGUUCAUUUAUAUGCACCUUUUGUCGUGUUUCCUGUACCCUAUAACUAUAUUGGCAUUCAGUCACAAAGCAUCAGAAUCUUGAUUUGUUGAUUGUUAUCCUCUAAAAAUUAAUUAAACAAAAGUUAAGGCAGGACCUAUGUUCAGUCUUUUGUUUAAGUGAUACUGUGUUCGCCAGUUAAGAGCUUGUAUAAUGUUCAAGAUUCAGGAAAAGGAAAGGUAAUGGCCAGGAGAUUGGAAUUGUUGUAAACAUAGCAUUAUAUGAAAGUCCUGUUUGCAAAAAAAGAAUUAAUAUACAGAAAAAGUCGUCGUGUUUGCCCCUACCCUGCUUUCGACUAAACCACUGACCCUAUACAAUGCCUGUGUAAAUUAUGUCUCGUUUUGGUAUUUGAAUAUUUUUGUUUGUUUGUUUAUUAAAUGGGUGUACAACAGGUGUUUCUUUGUAACCCCUCUUACAAUAAAACAGAUUUUGUUUAAUAAA
Carassius auratus (goldfish) is the source of this 7489-nucleotide messenger RNA. RefSeq names its product tenascin. Bases 358 to 6264 code for a protein of 1968 amino acids. Lineage: Eukaryota; Metazoa; Chordata; Actinopteri; Cypriniformes; Cyprinidae. The transcript is spliced from 23 exons. Gene Ontology annotation, molecular function: protein binding. The record is from RefSeq and is a predicted model, not a curated record. Gene Ontology annotation, biological process: regulation of cell adhesion; neuron projection development.